AUAAAUAUCUCUAGUAAACAUUGAAAUUUAAAAACAGUAAAAGUUGUUUAGUAUUCUAAAAAUUUUGACAUCUUCAAUUUGUGACUUUGAUUUAUUUUUAAAUCUUAAAUUAUUAAGAUGGUAUUGUUAAACAUCGUUUCACAAGAUUUGUCGAUACCAUCUGAGUAUAUAAAACAAACAAAUAACCCUAAACGCUUUUUUGCCAAUGUUCAUCGUAUUUGGUACAGAGAUUUUUUAAAUGGUAUUUAUCGACCAUUCUUGCAUCAUGAAACUUUUACAAAUGAUGAUGUUCAAGCUAAAGUACAACAAAUUGAAAGUUUAGGUGAUGCUUGGAUAUAUGUUCUAGUUUCAAUUAUUACUAAAAAAGAUAAACAUGUUAUUCCAUUAGCCCGAAAAUAUGAAUCUAUUAAGUUUGAAAAAGAUUUAAGCCUCUCUCAACAACUGCAGUAUGUAACAGUUACCAAUAGAAAGAAUUUAUGGAAAGAAGCAUUUAAAAAAUAUAGCUUGAAUGGAUUUUUUUUUAAAGAACAAACAUUUUCUUCUAAUAUUUGUUUAUUACCAUAUAAUAGUGUUAUUAAAGAUGUUCUUGUACGUUUUUAUAAUUCUCAAAUAGUUAAUCUUCGAGAACGAUCUCAAAAAGUGUGUCCAUCUUCAGAUAACGAUUCACACUCUAAUAUUUUAUGUGCUAACAUAGUAUUUGAAACAGAAAAAUACUUUUAUUUAUUACAAGAAACAAAUGAUACUCAUACUUUACAAGAUUGUGUUAAUUAUAGUCCAGCAUUAUUAAAAAAUUGUUAUGCUCGACCAUUGUUUUUAAUUUUUCAACUUUUAAAUGCUAUGCAAAAUAGUCAUGAUCGUGGACUUGUUUUGGGUAAUAUAACAUUAUCAGAUGUUAUUGUUUCUCCAGAGUUAUGGAUAAAGAUUUUGCCCAGAAUUACUGACAAUAUUUCAGACUCUAGUAGUAGUGAUUGUAAUAAUGUAUCUAAUGACAUAAAAAAUCAAAUGCAUACAGAAAGUCUAGCCUUUAUGUGUGAACAAUGGGUAUAUGGGAAAAUAUCAAAUUUUGAUUAUUUAACUUUUUUAAAUAAAUUAGCUGGUAGAAAAUAUGGUGAUCCUAAAUGUCAUCAUGUAUUUCCUUGGGUUACGGAUUUCAGCUCCCGUGCUGGUCUAAAUUAUCGUGAUCUCACAAGAUCAAAAUAUAGGAUAAACAAAGGUGAUAGACAGUUAGACUUGACUUAUGAUAUUGGAGAUCAAAAAAAUUCAAUUUUGAUCCCUCAUCAUGUAACUGAUAUAUUAUCAGAGAUAACUUACUAUGUGUACAGAUCUCGUGUAACACCACGUUCAGUUCUUUGCCGAUACAUAAGGACAAAAUUUGUACCUGAAGAAUAUCCAUCAAGUAUACAACGUAUGCAACAAUGGUCUCCGGAUGAAUGUAUUCCUGAAUUUUUUACUGAUCCUUCAGUUUUUAAAUCAAUUCAUAAAGAGCUUCCAGACUUAGGUAUUCCAACUUGGGCAGAAAAUGUUCAAGAUUUGGUGGAUACUCAUAGAGCUAUACUAGAAUGUAAUUAUAUUUCAGAAAGAUUACACCACUGGAUUGAUUUAACUUUUGGUUAUAAAUUAUCUGGUAUAGCUGCUGUUAAAUCAAAAAAUGUGUGUCUUCAACUUAGUGAUAAUCAUACAAAUUUAUCAUCCUCUGGUAUAGUUCAAUUAUUUACCCAACCUCAUCCUCAAAAACUAUUGCCAUCGCCUUACUUUUCACAUAUUCCUCCAGUUUUACCAAAAAUGAAAACGCCACCAUUAACUGAAACGGAACAAGAAAUUUCAUGCAAUGAAACUGAUGAUAGACCUAGCAAUGGAUUUACAAAAUACUUAGAUUUUUCAAAAACACCACUUUGUCUACCUCCUGAUUAUAAUCCUGCUACUCCCUUGUUAGCAUUAGAUACUUUGAAUAAAUUUUUAUCAGGAAUAUAUGCCACAUUUAAUCCUUCUAUGGAUUAUAUCAACAAACCAAGGAAGAUAACUUCAUAUAAAAAUGUAAUAGCAAAUAGGAGAGCUCAAGAAAUUCAAGUUUUAGGUUGCUUAAUGGUAGAAUUAUUCAUGAGCGAUAAAAUUAUAGCUCUGGGUAGCAAUUUAUCUACAUUAUCAUUUACAAAGCGAUUACAAACUUGUCGAAUUUUGGCUUCAACCUAUCUCAAAGAUUUGCCCAAUUGUAUCAGACAUGCUAUCAAAUUACUACUUCAAAUUGAUAAAAUCCCUUUGAAUGAAAAUCCUUCACCUUUUGAUUUUAACUGGUGUACUGUCGUAACAGAUUACGGGCUUCCUCCACCAACAGCUCAUCAAUUACUUAUUCCUAUGUUAUCUUCAUCAUUAUUAAGUUUCCCUAAGUAUUUCUUUAACUUGCAAAAUAUUUUAAAAAUUUAUCACAAUUACAAAUUAGUAAAAUCUGAAAUGGAAAGUGUAAAAAAUUUAUUAGAUGAAAAUCAAAAGUAUACUUUAGAUAUGUUUAAUGUAUUAUGUAUCAAGAUUAUUACUGAUAUUGAAAAUGAAAUGAUUGAAUUAAAUGAAACAGAAGUUUGUGGUUUCUUAAUUGACAGUACUUGGAUUGAGUUUUUAGUACCUAUGAUAAUUGAUCUUGUAUCUGAUACAAAUUGCAACAUUUUAGCUGCAUUGCAGUUAUUGGAACCGGCAUUUAAAUCUUUAGGCGUUAAACGAUCAAAAGAUUUACUUCUCGAAUGUGUAGUUAAAUUAUAUGAAGAAUGCUUACGUGAUUUAAGUGAGGAAAGUAUUUUCAUUCAACAUAAGUGGAUCAAAUUGUAUCAGAAACCAUUUUUAAUGAAAUUAAUUGCUGGUUUUGGAACAAACAUAUUUUUAAAAAAUAUUGUUCCUAUUUUAGUAGAAUCUGUUGGUUCUGGUUGUAAUUUUAACACUGCUCAUCCAAUUCCAAUUCAACAUUUAAAUGACAUCUGUGGCUCUUUUCCAUCUCAAGAAAACUUAUCUCCAAAUAAGAUUAGCAAAAAUAUGUCUAAAGCAUUUGAAAAUGACUCUAUAUCAUUAGAUGAUGAGGCAUUAAAUAAAAGUAUAGUCUCUCUUAAAGAUGUUUUAUUAGAUGAUCAAGUAUUCAUUGAUUAUGAUCGACAAAGUACUGACACAAAUUUUAGUGAUGACAAAAGUAUGGUUGAUGUUACUAUUGAAGGAUUAUCAGAUGAUGAAGAUAUGCAGUCAUGUCAUACUCCAGAUUCAGAAAAAUGUAUUAAUGCAGAGCCUUUAAAAAUAGCUGAAGUUAGCUCUGAAUCAUUAUUAUGGAUAUCAGAUCGCGUUGGUCCAGUACACACAUCACUCUAUGUAACAAAAAAUUUACUAAAAAUAUUGAUGUUGUGCUAUAGUAAUUCUUUACAAAAUGAUGAAAAAGCUGUUAUAGUUAUAAAUUGUCUAAUAAAUAUUGCUGGUAUUUAUGGUGAGCAAUUGAUUUUGGUUCAGUAUUUACCACAUAUUUCUGAUGUUGUGGGAUUAUGUAAGCGUAGUAAAAUGACAACUAAUCUUGAAAGUGGUCUUAUAGGAUGUAUAACUUUACUUAAAUAUUUGAUGUCCUAUUUCACUAAAACAACUUUAAAUGAAAUCAGUCAAGACAUUUUAUGCAAAGGUAUUAUUCAUCCAAUGAUACGAAUUUUGUCAUCACCUAAAAUCAUGUUUCCUUUGGGAGCUCCAAGCCGCAGUAAUUUUGCUGUUAAAUUAAUUGACACAAUUUAUUUUUUUGGUCUAAAGCAAGGUCAUUUAAUUUCAAAAACAAUUCAAAGACUAUUUUUAAUAUUUGAUAGAUUACGACAUGUUGAUCUUCCAAAUUUAACGGAUAUCAAUUUGAAGGGACAACUUAUUGAUUCUAAUAAUAGUGACUCUGGUGAUUCGCCUGUAUUAGCUGGUACUGAAAAAUCACAUGUAAAAACUAAAGCAAUGGAAGAAAUAUUUAAGGUUUUAACUCCAGACUUAGCAUAUCAUUCUUACAAUUUAUUUAUGAAGUAUUAUGGGGAACCAUUUAUGCAAAGAACAUUAAUGAACUUCAUUUUUAUUAAAGAAUUAUGUGCUAUGUAUAAAGAAGAAAGAGUGUACGCAAACUACACAAAUAUUGAUGAUUGUUCAUUACAAUUCGAAGAAAAACUUGGUGCACAUCUUACUCUUAAAGGCAAUAAAAUUCAUUUUCAAGAAGAAGAAAUAGAAGUCGCAGAAGAUGCUAAAAUAAUGAUGGACUCAUCAAGACAUUUAAAAGGAAACUGGCUAGCAUACUGGGAAUAUGAAAUUGGUCGUAGCAGUCAUGAUACUUUAUUUAAUUUUAAACAGAUAAAGUUACAAAUGUUUAGUGGACACCAAUCAACUAUUAAAUGUUUAAGUGUACUUGAAAAUGAAAAUAGUUUUAUAAGUUCUAGUCGAGACAAAACUGUUAAACUCUGGUCAUUAAGAAAUCAAGGUGAUGGUAAUAGUGUUUCACAAUGUCAAUACACUUAUAAUAGACAUAGAAAAUCAGUUUUAUCUGUUACCUACCUCGAAAAAUUUCGCACUGUGGCUUCAUGUGACUCAUCAAUACAUGUGUGGGAUCCAUGGAGUGGUGGUCGUCUAGUUUGUUUGAUGAAUAAUAUACCUGUGAAUAUUCUUAAAUGUUUACCCACUCCUCACCCAAAUUUGUUAGCUGCAUCUACUCAACCAGCUUUACAUUCCAUUGAUCCUAGAACAGGAAAAUCAGUAGUUGAACUCAAAAUAUCUGCUAAUGCAUCAGGGUUAAUAAGGAGUAUUGCUGUAGCUGAUAAUGGACAUUGGAUUGCUGUUGGCCAAUCAACUGGAUAUUUAACAGUAAUCGAUUUACGUACAGGUCAGGCAAUUGCUAAUUGGAAAGGUCACGAAGGAGAGGUUUUACAACUAUUAGCUGUUGAUAAUAAUACUAUCGUCAGUUCAUCACUUGAUCAAUCUUUGUCUGUUUGGAACAUAACUAAUGGUAGUCUAAUUUAUAACAUGAGAGGGUCACCUGAGCCAGUCCAUUGUUUAGGUCUCCACGGAAAUGAACUAAUAUCAGGUACAACAGCUAACCGAAUUGGAGUACAUACUGGUUUCACAAGUGAAGCAUCAUUUUCAUCUACAAAAAUUAGAGCAGAUAUUUUUAAAGGUGUUUUAACUACUAUGUCAGUAUUGAGUCUAAAUAAAAUACUUAUACUUGGUGCUGAUAAUGGAAAUAUAACCAUUUUGUGUUAAUAAGUAUGAUACACAUAUUUAUGUAUUAUACUAAUUGAAUAGUUAGUAUAUAUAAUAUGAAUAUAUAUAUAUCUAUAUGUUUUACUACGUUAUUAUGUAUAAUUAUAGAGAAAAUAAAACUUCAAUUUUUUUCUACAUUUUUUUAUUCCCUUUGUAAACAUACUUUUACUUCUAUUUUAUUGUAAUAUUAUAAAAACUUAUUAUUUAAAAAAAAAGCUUUGCUUAAGUUAUGGUUUUAUUGAAGUACAAAUUUUUAAUUUUUUAAUUUUAUUAUUGUAUUUUACCUAAAAAAUAAUAUUUUUUAUCUUUUAAACAUCAUCAUCAUUAUAAUAUAAUUUUUGACCACUACUAUGUUA
This is a messenger RNA of Daktulosphaira vitifoliae (grape phylloxera), 5591 nucleotides long. RefSeq names its product WD repeat-containing protein 81 (gene Wdr81). The record is from RefSeq and is a predicted model, not a curated record. NCBI's taxonomy places the organism in Eukaryota, Metazoa, Arthropoda, Insecta, Hemiptera, Phylloxeridae. Gene Ontology annotation, molecular function: protein binding; phosphatidylinositol 3-kinase regulator activity. Gene Ontology annotation, cellular component: mitochondrion. The coding region runs from base 118 to 5235 and encodes 1705 amino acids. The transcript has 26 exons. Gene Ontology annotation, biological process: aggrephagy.